Molecule: messenger RNA, 3205 nt
Organism: Myiozetetes cayanensis
Lineage: Eukaryota; Metazoa; Chordata; Aves; Passeriformes; Tyrannidae
Gene: STX11
Product: syntaxin 11
Exons: 2
Coding region: 56-922 (288 amino acids)
Biological process (GO): synaptic vesicle fusion to presynaptic active zone membrane; exocytosis; intracellular protein transport
Cellular component (GO): endomembrane system; presynaptic active zone membrane; SNARE complex
Molecular function (GO): SNAP receptor activity; SNARE binding
Source: RefSeq, a predicted model, not a curated record
GCGACGUGGGACGGGACGGGACCGGCCAGGCUGCCCCGUCCUGCCCGGCGGCAAGAUGAAAGACCGUCUAAGUGAGCUGCGUGAAAUUGCCAGGUUACACAACCAACAGUUUUCUGAUAGUGAGGAUGAUGAAAAUUCACCCCAUGAUAUUCUCCUUUAUGAGACUGAUUAUGCCUUGGAAAUUCUUCAUAAGGACAUACAGAACAUCCGGACAGAAAAUGACCACCUAAAAGCGGAUGUCAACCGGCUCAGAAAGCAAAACACCCGCUUCCUUACUUCCAUGCGCCGUCUGAGCAGCAUCAAACGAGACACUAAUUGCAUUGCCAGAGACAUUAAGGCCCGUGGAGAAAGCAUCCACAGGAAACUGCAGGUGAUGAGAGAUUUCUGUGAAGAUGCAGUUACAAAAUAUGGAGCUAUGUCUGUCAUUGCCAGGGUAGCAAAGAACCACUAUGUUGACCUCAUGCACACAUUUCAGGAUGCUAUGUUUGAUUACAAUGCAACAGAGAUGAACCAACGGGAGAACUGCAAGAUUCGAAUUCAGCGGCAGCUCGAGAUCAUGGGCAAAGACGUUUCUGGCAACCAGAUUGAGGAGAUGAUCGAGCAAGGCAAAUGGGAUGUCUUCUCUGAGAAUCUCUUGUCGGAUGUUAAGGGGGCUCGCUCAGCCUUGAAUGAGAUAGAGACACGACAUAAGGAGCUGGUGAAGUUAGAAGGUCGCAUUAAGGAAGUUCACGAGCUCUUUCUGCAGGUGGCCCUGCUAGUGGAGGAACAGGCAGACACUUUUGAUGUUAUUGAGAUAAAUAUGCAAAAUGUUGAGGACUACGUAGGAGAUGCUAAGGAUCAAGUAAAAAAAGCUUUGGAAUACAGAAGGAAACAUCCCCUCAGAACAAUCCUCUGCUGCUGCAUAUCAUGUUGCAGAAGGUGACUAUCACACUGGACCUAUCACAGACUGACUUGAACGUCUUCAAAAUCAUGUGUUCUUUCCAGUGACUUUUCUGUAAUGACAACCCCUAGAAAUAGGGGAGCUAUUUUGCAGUUGGUUUUGUUCAUUGCCUUUUUUCUAAAAGUGCUGAAAGCUGUUCUAUUUAAGAACUCCUAGAAAUGUUGGUAAAACUAUUUUUAAUCCAAUUUUAAUUGAAAUAUACUCUGUUGCUGUCACUAGAGGUGCAAGAAGAUCUCUGCAGUGAUACUUGUUUGAGAUAGGCAAGAAAGAGGAAUGAAUGGCCUAGGGAAGAUGAACAGUUUCAAAAAGUAAGUUUGUUCUUAUUUGUCAAGGUGAGGCUGCAGGCAGCGAACCCUUACCACCCUGGGUAACACAGUACACAACAGAAUCAGGGGUUUUUAGCUUUAACUAUCUUGGAGCCUGCUUGAUGCAAAUAUUUGACCAGACUUUCGCUCCACUAAUUUGACAAAAUACCAAGCCUGUUAGCAGCAGCGGGACACAGAAUUAGUUUCUCUUUCAACUUGAUUUCCACCUGUCUUGAAUCUCAACAGAAGUGACUGCACUUUAAAUGAUAGUGUGCACAUUUUGUUCCAUUUGUGUGCAAGUGACUGCUAUUUUCCAUUUUGAGUGCCUGCAACUCUGUCAAGGUGGCUAGAAGCACUGCAACACUGAGGCAUCUCACUCACUUUUAACUUGAGCCGCUGUCUGUACUCUCGGUUUCAAACCUGCCAUGCUUUCAUGCUUCUAAUACAUUUUUCUGCCAAUUAAGACUUCAGCCAGAAGAGAUGCAUGCAGUGGCCUUCUGCAGAAAUACCCAGCUGUAUUGCAGACAACACUUCUGGGGUUGAGAAAGCAUUUUAUGUCCUGGCACAUACAUACAAGCCAUUUUAAUGGAAUGACUGGCUGUCAAUAGACUUUUAUUUUUUUAUAAGUAUUGACUGAAUAUGGGGGGGGAUUAUAUUUAUUUUAAAUAAGAUGAAGGAUUACAAUUUUUAACAUGCAGUUUUAUUGGUGUACAAAAAUUGUAACUUUUCUCCCACUGUUAGAAAUUCUCCUGGGAAAGCAAGUAUACCUGAAGAAGAAAGAGUUUCAUGUCAUUUUAGUGCUCUUUUUGAGCUUAAAAAUAACCUCUCCUUUUGUAUAAGGGGAGUCUGCCCUUACACAAGGCAAACCAGUAAGUUUGGAGUAUGACAAGGGAAUAGAAAAUGGGCAGCCUGGUAAGCACUGAGCAUUUUCAGUGAAACAUAUAUUCAUAAGGUCUUGUGAGUUAUUACAGCUCCUGCUUCUGGAGGUUUUCCAACUAUAUUUCUAAGUGGCUUUCUGAUACACUGUGAUCUAUUGCUAUCCUUUGAAACAAUGCAGGACAUUUUUUCAAAAGUUAGUUACUUUUUUUUUUUAAACUGAUUAUUCUAUUUGUACCUAUUUUAAUAAACAUAUUUCAACAUUUCAAGUAUUUUAUAUUUGGGAGUUUUCCUCAGAUGUGUAUAGAUGUGCAUCUUCCUGCACUGAUUGCAAUGAAACUUCCCUCUUCUGUUCUUUUGCACCCUACUUUUAUAUGUGAAAAGACACCCAAACAUUUCUUACUAUUUGUAUUAAUAUUACAAAACAGUAAAAUAAAUUCAACUUCCAAGCUUUCAUAUCCUGGUGGGAAAUACUUCUUAGCCAGACAGGCUCUUUUACACAAAUAGAAACUAAAUGGAUAACUCUUCUCAGAAAGUGAAUGUCUCUUUUUCUGUAGCACCUCCCUGUCAUAACAUGGAAGACUCAGGAACACCAAUCUUCUAAACUGUGAGGUAUUUUGAUAUUCAGUGUGUCCUGAUGAUACCAGUGUUAUGCUUGUCUGUGGACCUCUGCAACAACCCAAUGUUCAAACUUGAAGUGGGAGAAAGGAGGGUGAUGAGCUGCCACCCUUGCCAGUAGCUUUGGUGCUGCUCAAGAAGACAAAGUAAUUUAUUCUGUAGGUACUGCCAUUCAAGUCAGUGGAACUGUGCAUUUGUAGAGAAAUACCCUAAAACUCUGAGGGUCAGCAUGUGGGAAUAAAUCAGUGAAGAAUGAAAUAUGUAUUUCCUUUGAUCUGGAUAUUCCUAGCAUGUGCCAACGUUUUUGAUAAAAAAUAUGUGCAUGUUUUUCUUUGUGUUCAUUCCUUUUUUUGCACAUAUGUAUAUUUACAAAUGGAAUAAAAGAUUUAAUAAGGGAAACUGAAAGCGCAGAGUGUUGUACAUUGAAUCAGUAGCUGUGAACAGUUUCUUGCAUUGUCGAAGUUUA